AAUUAGUAUUGUUUUUAAACAAUAAAAAUUAAUUCAAAAAUAACACAAUUUAUCAAUAAAACUAAAUCAAUAUAAACAGUGUUUUUUAUUUUAUAGUUUUACAUUUACCAACUUAUUAUUUUAUUUUAUUUUAUUUUAUUUUGUUAAUAUCCAAUUUUCAUUUUUUUUUUUUUUUAAUUUUUGAAAAAAAAAAACAGUUUGGCUUUUUUUUUUAAAUUAAAUUAUGGGCGGAAAUAAUUUAAAUAAAAGAGGAUAUGACCAAAUGAAUGAUGAGUGGGGCGGAAUAAGCAAUAGUGGUAUAACAAAUAAUAGUGGCGAAUCACCAAAUUUAAUUAGUCAAUCAACAAUAUCAAUGUCAAACGAUAAUUCUGGCAACAGUGGGGGAAACAGAAUUCCAAUCGAAACAAUAGGUGGGAACAAUAUAAUAAAUGGAGCAACAAUGUUAAAUUUAUCAAAUAAUACAACUCCAACAACCUCAAGCCUAUCAAUUUCAACUCUUUCCAAUAAUAUAAGUAAUAAUAUGAAUAGUAGUAAUAAUAUAAAUAAUAAUAAUAAUAAUAUUAACAAUAAUAUAAAUAGUAGUAGUAAUAAUAUUAAUAAUUUAAGUAAUGGUGAUCAAAUUAUAAAUUCAAAUUUUGGUCAAAAUAAAGAUGAAAUUAAUAAUACAUCCUCAUCAAAUUUAAUUUUAUCAAAUAUUUCAACUGCAUCUACAACCACAAAGACUAGGGGAAGAGGCGAAAGAAAACGUACAAAAUUCCCAGACGAAGAAGUUAAAGUUUUAUGUGACCUUGUUGUACUUUUUGGAAAAGACGUUAGAACCAUUUUAACAUUCAAACCUUUUAAAGAUGGAAAAUACUCUGAAAGACAAAUAUAUGACAAAGUACGUGCAUUAAAGAAAGGAGGUUUAGUGCCAUCACAUCCAGACUCUGAAACAAUUAAAAAGGCAAAAUUAGAGUUAGGUAUUGCAGAAAAUGUAGAUACAGAUAGUCUUAGAAGUGGUAAAAAAGGAAGACUUUCAAGUGUUGUUUUAGCAUCACAUUCAGACUCUGAAUAUUCUUCAUCAGAGCAUGAAGAUGACGAUCCAAGUGGUCUCAUUUCAGCAAACACCUCAACAACCAGUUUAAUUGGUAGCAAUAUUUUAAGCAAUUCAUCCAAUAAUAUCAAUACAUCUUUAUCAUUAAGUGCCUCUCAAUCACCACAAUCACCACAAUCAAAUAUAUCCUCAACAAAUUUAAUAAAUAACAAUAAUGGGACCUCAACUCCUGGACCAUCGCGUAGACCCAGUAGUGCCAGAUUAAUAAAUCGUAGAAGUUUAGGAACAUUACAAGAAAAUGCCCAGAACUUAAUCAACUAUGAUUCAAAAUCCACAAACACAUCCCAAGUUUUCCCAAUCCUCUCACAAACAAAUUUAACAAAUAGUAUUAAUAGCAGUACCAACAAUAUAAACAAUUUAAGUAAUAGUAUCAAUAAUAGCAAUAUAAUAUCACAUAGUACUACUACAUCAACCAUUAUAACACCAAACCGUACUCGUGAAAGAGACAAAUUAAGUGCAUUAGAAAAAGCUAGAAUCGAUAAGGCUUCUGAUAAGGUCGAAAAGAGAAUCCAAACAAGAGAAAAACCUGCAAAAGUUUAUAAAAAAGAAACCUAUAUAGAUUCAGACACUGAAUUUGACGACGAAGACGACGAGGACGAUUCUAACACUACAACAAUUGGAAAAGAAAAUUCAUUCUUACAAUUUGACUAUUACUCAACAAAUCACAACUACUCUUUAAAGAACAAUAAAACAUUUUCAAAUCCAUCAUCAAUAUCAUCAACAUCACUAACCCCAACAACAACAACCACUACCACUACCACCACUACCCAACCAAUACCAAUCAAUUGUAGAUUAAAUUUAGCAAAAAACAAUAAUAAUAGUAAAACAAACCCAUUUAUAAAUACCAGUAAUAACAAUUUAAUAAGUAACAAUUUAAACAUUAGCAGCUCAACAUUAAACACAUAUGCGUCAUCAAUUUUAAAUGGCCAUAGUUUAGUGAAUCCAAACAAAAACAGUUUUUUCAAAUAUGAAACUGAAAAAAAUUUAUUAAUAUUUUAUCCAUUUUUUACAAAGAGUCUCCCAGUAAAUACUUUUGUUUUUGAAAAAGAAUUAUUAAUUUUAACAAUUGAAAUGCCAAAUGUUUUUGAUUGGCUAUCAUCAAAUGUAGAUAAAUCUCCAAUUAUAUCAGAAACCAAUAUCACAGUGGAGUUUCCUCAUCCCGGUAAAAACUAUGGUCCACCAAGAAAGAUUAAUAAAUUACCAGAUGGUGUUAAUGGAGUUGCCUUCAUUUUUGAGAAAAUUAAACAAGGUAAUGUCGAUUUAGAUUUAUCAAGUUUAUAAAUAAAAAAAAUAAAAAAUAAAAAAAUAAAAAUUUUUUUUUCCCUUCCCUCUAUUAUUUUCAAUAAUCGUUGAAAAUAAAUGUAAUAAAUAUACAAU
Dictyostelium purpureum is the source of this 2470-nucleotide messenger RNA. RefSeq lists its product as uncharacterized. The coding region runs from base 224 to 2374 and encodes 716 amino acids. The record is from RefSeq and is a predicted model, not a curated record. The transcript has 2 exons. Lineage: Eukaryota; Evosea; Eumycetozoa; Dictyosteliales; Dictyosteliaceae.